CUUUUCAUCUUCCUUCUUCCUUCUUCUUCUUCUUUGUUCAAACACAAAAGACCGACAAAAGCCUCUGUCUUAGACAAAGAUAAAGAAACAGAACAACACAAUACAGAUUACAGAGAAAGAGCAAUGGCUAUUACACAAAUACUUGUCCUCUUUGCUUCUGCAUUACUCCUAUCAAUGUUCUUCACUGGCGUCGAUUCCACAAGGUCUAAUGAAACAUGGCAUGAACAUGCAGUUGAGAAUCCAGAGGAAGUAGCUGCCAUGGUGGACAUGAGCAUUCGAAACAGCACAGAACGAAGAAGAUUAGGUUACUUCUCAUGCUCAACCGGAAAUCCAAUCGACGACUGUUGGCGUUGUGAUCGGAGAUGGCAAUCUCGGCGAAAAGCUUUAGCCAAUUGCGCAAUUGGAUUCGGUCGCAACGCAAUCGGUGGCCGAGACGGUCGUUACUACGUCGUAAACGACCCAAACGACGAUAACCCGGUUAACCCUAAACCGGGAACAUUACGUCACGCAGUAAUUCAAGAAGAACCACUAUGGAUUGUCUUUAAACGUGACAUGGUCAUAACAUUAAAAGAAGAACUAAUCAUGAACAGUUUCAAAACAAUCGAUGGUCGUGGUGUGAAUGUUCACAUAGCUAAUGGUGCAUGUAUCACGAUUCAGUUCGUGACUAACAUUAUCAUUCAUGGGAUUCAUAUUCAUGAUUGUAGACCAACUGGUAACGCUAUGGUUAGAAA
Messenger RNA from Arabidopsis lyrata subsp. lyrata, 731 nucleotides. RefSeq names its product probable pectate lyase 20. NCBI's taxonomy places the organism in Eukaryota, Viridiplantae, Streptophyta, Magnoliopsida, Brassicales, Brassicaceae. The record is from RefSeq and is a predicted model, not a curated record. Gene Ontology annotation, molecular function: pectate lyase activity. The annotation marks the transcript as partial. The transcript has 3 exons.